AUGCCAACAAUUGCAGGAUCCCCCGGGAAUCGCCGCAAAAAGUUGUUGAUUCCUCUUCCACGUAAGAAUACGUGGUGCAUGUGUUGCCUGCGCGUGUCCAACCGCGAUUGGGAAUUAAAGGGGGAUGGGAUUCGUCACCCCUUCAAGGUUGGGUGCAUUUCCGAUACUGCUCAGUCUAAAUCGUGUGCCCAUUGUGCGAAGCAACAUAAAGUUUGCGAAUCUGUUCCCGAGGGUAUUGAGGGUAACCGUUUUGAGCUCCUGUCUCUUCUCGCCUGGUCCGAACACAUCUGGUUAACUUCUGAGGGUGAAUAUGGUGCUUCUCUUGAUCAGCGUGAUGGGGAUGGUGACCCUGUCGAGUUCGCCUUGCCUUGGGACCUGAUCGUGGCCGUUUCGGAGGCAGUUCGAGAUCUUGUUGCUGGGUUCGAUAACCUGGUAAAGAAUCAUAAGCAUCUUCAUCAUCUUACUGGCACGCGUGUUCCUCUUGCCGUUCACGAUUCCUAUAACCAGUGGGUUGCUGAUCGGCGCUCUUCCUUGGUUCGUGACACUCGUACGGUUGUGCACGACUGGGAUCGCCUUGCCGUAGAGGCUUCGAUCCGGGGUCGACUCGUGGGUUCGGAGGAGUCGGUUCACGCUUGGCACGGGGCCGUGGUUUCUUUUAAGGCCGUCGUUGAGCACGCAAUCUCUGCCCAUGUCGUUGAUCCCGUUGUUUCCGCUGCUCUGGCAAUGCACCUAAGCUAUUUCCCUUUUGCUUGGGAGUUGUGA
Molecule: messenger RNA, 762 nt
Organism: Penicillium robsamsonii
Lineage: Eukaryota; Fungi; Ascomycota; Eurotiomycetes; Eurotiales; Aspergillaceae
Exons: 3
Coding region: 1-762 (253 amino acids)
Source: RefSeq, a predicted model, not a curated record